This is a messenger RNA of Glossina fuscipes, 3427 nucleotides long. It is a transcript of the gene SK, whose product is annotated as small conductance calcium-activated potassium channel protein. Gene Ontology annotation, cellular component: neuronal cell body; plasma membrane; neuron projection. The coding region runs from base 525 to 3401 and encodes 958 amino acids. Gene Ontology annotation, biological process: potassium ion transmembrane transport. The record is from RefSeq and is a predicted model, not a curated record. Gene Ontology annotation, molecular function: calmodulin binding; small conductance calcium-activated potassium channel activity. The transcript is spliced from 16 exons. Lineage: Eukaryota; Metazoa; Arthropoda; Insecta; Diptera; Glossinidae.
UUAAGCCAGCUUUCCUACUCGUUUUUAACCUGAUUCCAGUUAAGGAAUUGGCCAGCAGUAAAUAGAUUGACAGACGCCCAAUGUUUCAUUGCUUCAAAUGCCCUCAAAUACUAAAUUAAUGAAAUAAAAGCAAGAGAUAAGAAAGUUUUUUUGUAAAAGUUUUUCGUUUUAUUGACUAUAAAAUUAAGCUGCUGAACGAAUGAAAAGGACUGUGCACAUAUAUUUACUUGGCAAACACGUGUUCGCGCAAUUUCCUUUGACAUCAAGUGAAACUGAAAACCGAAGAAAACUCACACUUAAUAAAAUAAUAAAUUAAACUGACUUCUUUUGUUUUUAUGGCAAAAGAGAAGCGAAGUAAAACUAACUAACUAACGAAAAAUAAGACAAGAGCGUAACCCCCAAGUAUCAUUGUUGCGAAACGAAAAGGGCUUAAGUGGAUAACCGUUUUUAGCUGUGCAUGAGGCAAACUGACUUUAAGUCGUAUAUGCGAAUAAGUUGCCGUGUUGCAAAGCGGACAACACAAGAUGUCAAUACAGAAACUUACUGAUGCUACGAAUUCCGGCUACGUUAGCUCAGAAGAAACUGAUUCACUACUGAUUGCCACAACGCCUAAAGGAAAACAAUCGGUUUUGCGACAAAUCAAAAUGAAUUCAGCUAAUGGACCAACAACGAACAGUAUGACUUCCACGUCGUCCAGUAAACCAACAUUGAUCCGCCAGGAUCGAACCUCAACAUAUCUAACUAGCCCGCAAUUAUCGCAGCAAACGCGGGUAGGAUCCGAUGAAAGCGAACGCAGCGGUAUUAUACAGGACGAAGAUAUAGAACAAGGUCUUCGUUCGUCAACAGUGCCUGACAUAGAAGUACAUCCCGAGGACCAAGAUCAUCAGCAGACUCACAAUCUACAUGUGCAACAACCGCAACAAUCUGCCAAAGCCGCAUCGACAAAUGCAUUAACGCAACAGUCACAGCAAUUACAACCGACCAUAUCGAUAACGAAUUUGAAUAACUCAUCGUAUCAGAUUCAAGAUAAUACAAAUUUAGUACCGUCAUCAUAUCAAAGUCUGACAGCCAAUCCUUCGCCUAGUGCACAAAGUCGUUGCCGCGCGUGCAGGAAUUGUAGCCGGCGUGCUUCGACUACACCUUUUUCGGGGCAAAUUGAUCGCUCGACGUCACGCGAUAGUGUUAAAAGUGCCUUUCAACAAGGAAAUUUGGGUGGAUCCGGUACAAUAAUUUGCGGAGGUUCCAGCAGCGCUUUACCGCACAAUGUACCGCCCGUAUUGGUAACGUCUUCGCCAACAAAUGGAUCUCGUAUUAUACGUCAAAGUUCGCAGCCCGAAUCGAGCACAAGUGCAGUAUUCUGCGGUGUACACAAUUCAUGCGGACACUCGCAUACCGUACCGAAUGUAUCUUUAAAGCAAUUACGUGAUACUAAUGCUGAUGGCAUUGCAGGCAUAGCAGCCGAUUCUCUUCGAAUUAACGGUGGCAUGCGUCCAUUCAAGCAGGGUGUUCUGCUAAUGCCUCGCACUUUGUCCGAAAGCAGAAAGCUGCGACUCAGAAGAGCUUUCACUGAGGCCACUAAUGAGACACUGCAUUGCUCCAAAAUGCUCCGCAAACCGGCAUCCACUCUUUCAAUUCCUGGCUCGAUGAAAACACCUUCCAUUGCGAAUCGGGAACAGAUCUCAUCAGGAUGCAACGAAGAAGCAGCAGAGGCGUUAGUUGGCAUAAAUACCGACUAUCCAAGGUAUGAAAUGUAUAUGGAGGAACGCGCUUUAACUGGCGGUAAUACAUCCCGAAAACCUUCGACAAAUUCCACUAAACACAAACCCAAUGUCGGCUAUCGACUUGGGAAACGUAAAGCUUUAUUCGAGAAACGCAAACGCAUCAGUGACUACGCUUUGGUCAUGGGUAUGUUUGGCAUUAUUGUGAUGGUUAUUGAGAAUGAGUUAAGCAGCGCUGGCGUUUACACAAAGGCAUCCUUUUAUUCCACGGCGCUUAAAACAUUAAUAUCGGUUUCGACUGUGAUUCUUUUAGGUCUAAUUAUAGCUUAUCAUGCUUUGGAAGUGCAGGUGAGAUUAUUCAUGAUUGACAAUUGUGCCGACGAUUGGAGAAUCGCUAUGACAUGGCAACGAAUUAGUCAAAUAGGUUUAGAACUUUUUAUAUGCGCUAUACAUCCAAUUCCUGGCGAAUAUUAUUUUCAAUGGACAACAAAAUUGGCAAACAAAAAUAAAACAAUUGGCACCGAAAUGGUGCCAUACGACGUAGCUUUAUCAUUACCCAUGUUCCUGCGUUUAUAUCUAAUAUGUCGUGUCAUGCUAUUGCACUCAAAACUCUUCACGGAUGCCUCAUCACGGAGCAUAGGGGCUCUAAACAGAAUAAACUUUAAUACAAGAUUUGUUCUAAAAACCCUAAUGACAAUAUGCCCGGGUACGGUGUUGCUAGUAUUUAUGGUAUCGCUAUGGAUAAUCGCCUCAUGGACGCUGCGGCAAUGCGAAAGGUUUCAUGAUGAAGAACACGCAAAUCUUUUGAAUGCAAUGUGGCUGAUAGCAAUAACGUUUUUAAGUGUUGGUUUCGGUGACAUUGUACCAAAUACUUAUUGCGGACGCGGUAUUGCCGUCAGUACAGGAAUAAUGGGUGCGGGAUGCACGGCCUUACUCGUAGCAGUCGUAUCAAGGAAACUAGAGCUGACGCGGGCCGAGAAACAUGUACAUAACUUCAUGAUGGAUACUCAACUCACGAAAAGGCUGAAAAAUGCUGCGGCGAAUGUUUUGCGUGAAACUUGGCUCAUUUACAAACAUACUAGACUAGUAAAACGGGUUAAUCCCGGCCGUGUAAGAACCCACCAGCGCAAAUUCCUUUUAGCAAUUUAUGCCUUACGAAAAGUGAAAAUGGAUCAACGCAAACUGAUGGAUAAUGCCAACACAAUAACCGAUAUGGCUAAGACUCAAAAUAGCGUCUACGAAAUCAUUUCGGAUAUGUCGAGUCGGCAAGAUACUAUAGAGGAACGGCUUACCAAUUUAGAGGAGAAAUUGCAAGCACUUCAAGAACAUAUGGAAAGUCUGCCAGAAAUUAUAACUAGAUGCCUAACGCAACAUCAGGAACGUUUAGAACAACGAAAAAACUUUUUACAUCCAGACACGGCUGCGGCAUCGCUGCAACCGCCACACACACCAACGCCCAUGUUCAAUCCACCAUCAAUGGUAUUUCCACAUUCAAGACCAAACUGCUUUUUGCAUAGAAGUGUUCCCUCAUCCAAUAAUGUUGCUGCUACAUACCAUUGGCCAACAAGUCCUAUAUUGCCACCUAUAUCUAGUAGAACUCCACAUUUAGUGCCUGACACUCAUAUGUCGUCUAACGGAUCUGCAGUUAAUAAUUACACCUCUUCCAAUAAGUAUGGCAGCUGAAUAGAAGAACACCGUUCCGCAGUUGA